Molecule: messenger RNA, 2649 nt
Organism: Psilocybe cubensis
Lineage: Eukaryota; Fungi; Basidiomycota; Agaricomycetes; Agaricales; Agrocybaceae
Exons: 6
Coding region: 1-2649 (882 amino acids)
Biological process (GO): tetrahydrofolate biosynthetic process
Molecular function (GO): 2-amino-4-hydroxy-6-hydroxymethyldihydropteridine diphosphokinase activity; dihydropteroate synthase activity; dihydroneopterin aldolase activity
Source: RefSeq, a predicted model, not a curated record
AUGGAAGAUCCAUCAUAUUCACAAAAGUUGCAUCUAAACCGUCCAGCAGGUCGCAAAAACGAUAUCAUCCGAAUCAACGAUCUUAUUCUUCUUGUCUCGCUUCAUACGGGUGCCCAAUGGCAGGCGGAGACAGAUGAACCGGUGGAACAACCUGUUACAAUAUCACUUUCCGUUUACCACGACAUUUCGAGCGCUGCUUUGACCGACAAACUUUCACAUUCAAUAAAUUACGUGGAAGUGACGAAGAGAAUUCGAGAGGCAGGGAUCUCGCGCCCCUUCCAAAGCCUUCAGGAUUUAGCAAAUCAUGUCAUAACAUCACUCGCGACACUUCCAUCGUUGUCGCCUCACCUUGACGGAAUGCAGAUUCACCUCGUCGUCAGACAGUUGAAAGCUCCGUUGCACGCGAAAAGCAUAUCAUCCAACAGCUUUGCGAAAUUCAUGGUUGAUGGGUCGUGGGUUGCCGAAAAGUUCGUCCAUGAUAUUGAAGACCUCGUUUGUCCUGCAAUCAUUGGGGUCAAUGUUGAUGAACGACUCCAAAAACAAGAUGUCGUAUUGAACUUGUCCAUUUAUACUGCCAACCAUGGCAUCGGAUACGAUAAUUGGAUCGACUUCCGAUCCCUUAUUUCAAUGUUGUACGAGGCAGUUUCUGCAUCCGAUUUCCUGACCUUGGAGGCUUUGACGUCCUACAUUGCCUCAGAAACACUGACUUUCCUCAGCUCUCGUCAAUCUCCAGCUGUUUCGGUCAGAAUUGCCAAACCUUCGGCCCUACCGCUUGCACGCUCCUCUGAGGUAGAAAUUUACCGCACUGCUGCUGAUUAUCCUGGAUUCGAAGACGAAGCCGCCUGUACUACACCUAAAGUCGAAAAAAUUGCUGUAGCCGUUGAACGUCACGAAAACGAUGCUCAUACAGUCGCCAUUGCCCUUGGUUCUAAUCUCGGAGACUCGGUUCGCAAUAUUGAAUACGCACUCCGUUUACUUGAAACCCCUUUAGAGAUCCUCAGACAUAGCGACGUCUCCAUGGAUGCUGAACCAUACGUAAACGUCGUAGAUACGUCGUUCAUGUACGAAUCUGCGCCUAUGUAUGUGACUGAUCAGCCCUCUUUUAUUAACUGUGCUUGCAUGGUGGAAACAAACCUCGCCCCGGUUACUCUCCUGUUCCUGGUGAAGGAAAUCGAAUCAAUUGUAGGGCGAGUUCCUUCAAUUCGCAAUGGCCCUCGUGCCGUCGAUCUCGAUAUUAUAUUCUACGACGACGAUAUCAUUGACACCCGGUCAGGCUUGAAGGAUUCUAAAGACCUGCAAGGGGAAUUGGUGGUCCCACACCCACUUGUUCAAGAAAGGGAAUUUGUUUUAAGACCAUUGAAUGAUAUGAUUCCAGAAUAUAUCCACCCCAUCCUCAAACGACGUGUAGGGGAUCUCUUGCAUGCCAUAUAUGAUCCCACAUUGCCACCAAUGAACAAAGUAAUACCAUUCCCUUGUUCCCCUCUUCCGCCUCCCACUUCCGAAUCGACUGCCUAUCCGUCUAUCUCAUCGGUUCCCAAAACAUUGACUUUCUGGAAUUACCCCAGUACUUCGAGUGCUUUUCAAUCACCAUCGCAAGAUGCUUCGCCUUCUAAAACCCAUGUCAUGGCUACACUUAACGUCACUCCCGACUCCUUUUCUGAUGGCGCCAAGCACGAUGCCCUUCCUGCAGCCAUUCGUUACGCGACAAACUCAGUAGCCGCGGGAGCAUCCAUUAUUGACGUCGGAGGUUAUUCAACCCGACCUGGUGCCGCAUUCGUCAGUGUCGAAGAUGAAAUAUCCAGAGUGCAUCCUGCAAUCAAAAGCAUGCGUGACGUUGAUAUUUUAACAAAUCUUGCAAGUCAUACACUCUCGGCUGCUUCCAGCUUCGAGCAGGUCAUCGAAAAAGUCAUGAACGUGCCCAUUAGCGUUGACACCUUCCGAUGGGAGGUUGCGGAGGCUGCUCUUAAUGCUGGCGCGAAUUGCAUCAACGACGUCUAUGCCUUCACUGGCCCAGACUCCUGGCCUCUUUCCUCGGCCUCUGACCCCGGAAAGGGGCAUGCAGAAAUAGAAUGUAUGGAAGGCAUGAAGCGUGUAGCCAGGGCAUACGCCGUUCCUGUUAUACUUAUGCAUUCCAGGGGUGACGCCGGAAGAAACAAGGAUUAUAGUCCGUACGAAUACGCCGGUCAUGAUGGCCCUGCUACUCUCGAAGGCGUUCGCGUCGAACUUGGAAGAAAGGUCGAGAAAAUUAUCAAAGGAAAGGGUGGUCUGCGACGAUGGUUUGUUGUUGUGGAUCCCGGGAUUGGGUUUAGCAAGUCUGUUAAUGGCAAUUUGGAAGUGCUGAAACGAGCAGCCGAUAUUGUCGCAGAUGUCAAAGUCGGAGGUCUUGGGGAUAUCGCCUAUCUCAAUCCUUUGAAAGGAUAUCCCCUGCUAAUCGGGGCGUCCCGAAAAUCGUUCCUGGGUAUCAUCUUGGCCCAGAAAUCAAGACGCGGGGAUAUAGACAGUAGCAGGGAAACCCAACCUCACGAACGCGGGUGGGCAACUGCCGCUGCGGUAUCGUGUGCAGUUCAGCAGGGAGCUCUCAUCGUACGCGUUCAUGACGUGCGCGAAAUGAUGGAUGUUGUCAAAGUCGCUGAGGCUUUAUGGAGAUGA